This is a messenger RNA of Centruroides sculpturatus (bark scorpion), 2482 nucleotides long. RefSeq names its product chordin-like protein 1. NCBI's taxonomy places the organism in Eukaryota, Metazoa, Arthropoda, Arachnida, Scorpiones, Buthidae. Bases 557 to 1810 code for a protein of 417 amino acids. The record is from RefSeq and is a predicted model, not a curated record. Gene Ontology annotation, molecular function: protein binding. The transcript is spliced from 13 exons.
AAGAACGGGGGGACGUAUAACAGAUUCAGCUCCGCGAUCGUCUGCCACAAGGUAAAGAUACUAUCCCAGUUAACUGAGUGAGAAUUUUAACGAAGUUUACUAUCCCAAGAAUCAACAAGACGUGUCGAACAUUCCGGAUGAUCGGGAUAACAGUACUUUUUCAUUUUAAGUUUACGAGUUGAUUUGAAAUUUAAAGUAGGAUUUGUUUUGUUUUUAUGUAAUUAUUCGAGGGUACAAUUGUUCUACAACCCUUGUCGGUCUGAAAGGAGAGCUUUGGCUUUCGAUAUCUUCUGAUAAACCACACUCUUUGGGUGGUUGCCAUGGAUACACGUGCAGGAAUAGUCCACGAUAGUUUUCGCCAGGGGUCACCAUCGUCAUAUGUGGCAUGAAUGGACAAAGAAGUGCUUUAAUUAUUCUUCCCCCCUUUCAACACUUCAUUUAUUUACCAUUCAGUGUUCCGUGACCGGUCGGGAGUGUUGCCAAACAAGAGGAUGGACGGGCGCUGUUAAGUUUCGGAAGCUGUUUUAUGUGGAUUUUGUCUUUAAGAUAACUUGUCAUGAAACAUUAUCGAACUCAUUUGGUGCUGUUCUCUUAUGUCUUUUUAUCUUCUGCAGCAUCAGGUACUCCUCGUCCAACCUGUUCUUUCUCAGGAAAAUCAUACGAAGCGGGAGAAACUUGGCAUAGAAGAUUAGAAAACUCGGGAUCCAUCUUUUGUGUCAGUUGCAGAUGUAAGGAGGAAGGAGCAGUGAAUUGUAGUAGUGUUUCCUGUGAUAAUUUAGACUGCAAAAAUCGAGAUGUUGAAAACGAAGAAUGUUGUCGGUUCUGUCAAGUUUCGGUGGAACUUCCACCCGUUGCGAGUCCUCAGGUAUCUUGUCUUCACAAUGGCAGAGUAUAUCAAGACAGCCAAACGUUCACUUCUAAUUCAACGGGAUUGCAAACUCAUUCACCAAAUCAAUGUGUUCAAUGCGUUUGUCAGGCAGGCCAAGUUCUCUGUCGAUUAAAAACAUGUCCCUCCCUACAGUGUACACAACCAAUAGAUCCAAACGAUUGCUGUCCGUGUCAAGGUGGGACCAACAAGGAUCAACUUGAACCGAGUUCUGUGCUUGUAACAUUCCUCUUAUCACAAGGGACGCAAACAGCUGAUUGUACUUCGGGUGGUAUCACUUAUGCCCAUGGAUCUAGCUGGCAUCCAGUUAUUGGACCUUUAGGUCAAAUGGACUGUGUAAUUUGUAAAUGUAAAAGUGGCAGAAUAGAAUGUGGUCGUUUAAGCUGUCCUCAACCACCAUCUUGUGUAAAACUUCAGCCAGUACAAGGUCAAUGCUGUCCGAUUUGUAUUGAUAAAAUUUCAGUUGUUGAUCAUGAAACAGCAGUAACAGAAUCCAAAACAGAAGAAACAAAAGAGGUUGUUGAAUCAUUCAUGUGUCUUCCACGACCAUCAAAUACCAUUGUUUAUAGAAGUCAUGCAUCAAGUAGUAUAAGUGGAUAUUAUCAGUAUGCAUUUCAGAUUAUUGGCACUAAUAAAAAUACUAGAUUGUUAUCUUGGACAGUAAAAGAUGGUCAAAUUGGAGAUUUCUCUGAACAGCAUUUAUCAAAGGAUGAAUUUGUUAUUCUUACACAUACAUUUAAAUUUAAACUGUUAGGAGCAACAAGAUCAAGAUUUAUGGAAAAAUUUAUUAGAAAAGCUAAGAAACUACCAGACAAAUGUGGAUCCAGAUGUUCAGCAAAAAUAAACAGAUUGGAAAGGGUUCUUCAUCUUAAAGAAUUUCUAGAAAGACAUCAAUGUCUACCAACUGAAAUAAAGUUUGAAUAGAACAAAUUUUUUUGGUUAGAUUACUAAGAAUAAUGUUUAUUUAUAGAAAAUUUUUCUGUACAAAUAAUUUGUCUUUGAUAUGAUACAUAUAACAUGCAAUUAGCACAUAUUAUAGAAAACUUGUGUUAAUGAUGCAUACAAGUAUCAUAUAUUGUGAUAAACAAUGAUUUAUAUAUUUUUGCAAUAAGUUUUAAUGCCAAAAACAUAUACUUAAUUAUUACUUUUAUGAAAAUAAAUUAUAAAUAUUGAUAUUAUAGUGUACUAUUGAUGCUCUCCUAUUUAGGACUAGAUCUUAUUCUGAAUAUCUACUUAUAAUUUGAAAAAAUCUCUUUAAAUCUAUAAUGUUAAGUGUCCAGUAUACAGGAAACUUUCCAUUACUAAUAUUAUUUAUUAAUUCAUUACUGAUAUAAUGUAGGUUAAGUAAAUGCAUACAUUCUGAACCAUAAUUCUCAUAUUGCAUUUCCACACUAUUCAAAACAUUAAUACACAUUAUUUUCAACUCAAAAAAUAUUACAUUAGAGGUCAUGAAAGAUUAGUCAUUAAUCCUGCCUGAUAAUCAUAUGUUGGUUGUAAGUAGGAAGCAUCCAUUGUAAUUAUAAUAUUAACAUAAUCUGUAACCAAUAUUGAUUACUAAUUAUGCAAUAUGUUUUUUAAAGUAAUUAAUUUUCUUCU